AUGAUAACAAGUAUAACAUUGUUUUCUAUAAUAUUAAUGUUUCAAUAUAAAUAUCAUGAAGUUUUAUCAGUAUAUAAUAAUGAUAUAACGGUACAUCAAAGUAGUAAAUUAUAUUUAGCUCGUUUAUUAUUUGGUAGAACAAGAAGCAGAAUAACUGGGAGAUUGUUAGAUAUAGAAAUCCCACAUGGUUAUCGAUUAUUUAUUUAUAAUCUAUUAAUAAAAUAUAUGAGUAUAAAUAAAAAUGAAAUAAAAUAUCCUAUAGAGUCAUAUAAAUCUAUAAGUGAAUUAUUCUCAAGAUAUAUUAGAGAAGAGACUAGACCUAUCGAAGAUAUUAGUGAAUAUUCAAUAAUUAGUCCAUGUGAUAGUGAAAUAGUUGAUUUUGGUGAAUUAAAUCAAAAUUUAAAUAAUGUAAAAGGUAUAAAUUUUAAUGUUGAAACAUUUUUAGGUGUUAAUUUACAAAAAAAAUAUAAUGAUGAUACAACCAAGUUUUAUUAUGCUAUUUUUUAUUUAAGCCCUAAAAAAUAUCAUCAUUUUCAUGCUCCAUUUGAUUUUGCUUAUAAUAUGAGAAGACAUAUAUCUGGUGAAGUAUUUCCAUUAUUUAAAGGAAUGUUUAAAUUUAUAAAUAAUAUAUUUAAUAUUAAUGAACGAGUUAUUUUAGGUGGGGAAUGGAAAGGAGGUAAAGUAUAUUAUGCAGCUAUUAGUGCAUAUAAUGUCGGCAAUAUAAAAAUAGUAAAUGAUGAUGAAUUAAUUACUAAUAAUUUAAGAACACAAUUGUCAUAUAUAGGGGGUGAUAUUGAUACUAAGUUUUAUGAAACCCACAAAAAAGUAGAAAUAGGUGAUGAAGUUGGUGAAUUUAAAUUAGGGUCAUCUAUAAUACUUAUUUUUGAAAAUAAAAAAGAUUUUGUAUGGGAUGUUAAAGAAAAUCAAUCUGUUUCAGUAGGUCAAAGAAUUGGUGGCAUUAAUAUGCCAGUGCCUCCUAAAAAUAAAGUAAUUAAAAUUAAAAGUUGA
This is a messenger RNA of Plasmodium vinckei vinckei, 1008 nucleotides long. RefSeq names its product phosphatidylserine decarboxylase, putative. NCBI's taxonomy places the organism in Eukaryota, Apicomplexa, Aconoidasida, Haemosporida, Plasmodiidae. The transcript has a single exon. The record is from RefSeq and is a predicted model, not a curated record. Bases 1 to 1008 code for a protein of 335 amino acids. Gene Ontology annotation, cellular component: mitochondrion. Gene Ontology annotation, biological process: phosphatidylethanolamine biosynthetic process. Gene Ontology annotation, molecular function: phosphatidylserine decarboxylase activity.